Molecule: messenger RNA, 3256 nt
Organism: Chenopodium quinoa (quinoa)
Lineage: Eukaryota; Viridiplantae; Streptophyta; Magnoliopsida; Caryophyllales; Amaranthaceae
Product: LEAF RUST 10 DISEASE-RESISTANCE LOCUS RECEPTOR-LIKE PROTEIN KINASE-like 2.1
Exons: 4
Coding region: 41-2455 (804 amino acids)
Biological process (GO): protein phosphorylation
Molecular function (GO): ATP binding; polysaccharide binding; protein kinase activity
Source: RefSeq, a predicted model, not a curated record
UUUGUUGACAUUUCAAAUUUUCAAUACAAGAGAUAACAAAAUGAAAAGAAUAUACAGUCUAACACUGUCACUAUUUCUUCAAUUUCAUCUUCUUUUCGCUUUAUCAGAAAAUCAUUAUGGUGAUUGUGAGCCCAGAAAAUGUGGGAAUCAAAUCAUAAAGUAUCCAUUUCAUAUACAAAAUGAUCAAAAACCAUAUUGUGGGCAUCCUGGUUUUGGGGUGUCCUGCAAUUCUGACAGUUUUCCUGUGUUCAAUAUAUCAGGAGAUGCUUAUAUUAUUAAAAAUAUUUCUUAUGAAAGUCAGAAGUUUCAAGUCAUAAACUCAGCUCUUGUUAAAGAGGUUCCGAGUAGCCAGGGUUGUUUCCAUUCUCUUCAUAAUCUGUCGAUACAGAAUGAUCUGAUGAAGUUCUCGACGUAUCAUGAUUAUGUAUACGUGUUUCCUGAUUGUCCAGAGAAGGUUUUGAAAGAAUACAGGGAUAAAAGAGUGAAUUGUGGGAGUUUGGCAAUGUAUAAGAAUGACUCAAAAUUGCAGGAUUUGGAGAAAAAGUGCAAAGGAGUUGUUAUUAAAGUUCCUUAUAAUAAUGAGGGUCAGACUAAAGGCAAAGUUAUGGAUAUGCUUGAAAGGGGAGUGUUGUUGAACUGGAAAGCCUAUAAUUGUACUGCCUGCUUAGAAACUGGAGGGCAGUGUGGGUUUGAUGAGCCUAAUAAUCAAUUCAAUUGUUUCUGUCUUGAUCGAACUCAUGCUCUUCAUUGUCCUCCAAUUCAACAGGUUCAUAGAGAUGCUUAUAUUAUUAAAAAUAUUUCUUAUGAAAGUCAGAAGUUUCAAGUCAUAAACUCAGCUCUUGUUAAAGAGGUUCCGAGUAGUCAGGGUUGUUUCCAUCCUCUUCAUAAUCUGUCGAUACAGAAUGAUCUGAUGAAGUUCUCGACGAAUCAUGAUUAUGUAUAUGUGUUUCCUGAUUGUCCUGAGAAGGUUUUGAAAGAAUACAGGGAGAAAAUAGUGGAAUGUGGGAAGUUGGCAGUCUACAAAAAUGACUCAAAAUUGCAGGAUUUGAAGAAAAAGUGUAAUGGAGUUGUUAUUGAAGUGCCUUACUAUGAUGAGGGUCAGACUAAAGGCAAAGUUAUGGAUAUGCUUGAAAGGGGAGUGUUGUUGAACUGGAAAGCCUAUAAUUGUACUGCCUGCUUAGAAACUGGAGGGCAUUGCGGGUUUGAUGAGCCUAAUAAUCAAUUCAAUUGUUUCUGUCCUGAUCGAACUCAUUCUCUUUUUUGUACUUCAUCGCAGCCUCCUAUUCAAGAACCUUGGAUUGCAAGAGUCAGUUCACUCUCAGUUGUAUUAGGUUCAUCACUUGGGGCUGUGGUUUUGGUCACUUUAAUCGUCAUCAUUAUUUGUGGAAAACGAAGACAACGAACAAAAAGAUUUACAGCUCUGUGGAAUAAAGGGACUGCAAUGAACCAAAAUGUGGAAGCUUUUCUAAAAAGCUAUGGAUCUUUAGCCCCAAAAAGAUACACCUAUAGAGAGAUAAGGAAAAUGACCAGUAAUUUCAAACACAAACUUGGUGAAGGAGGCUACGGUGCUGUUUACAAAGGAAACCAACAUGACAGUCGUUUGGUGGCCGUAAAGAAGUUAAAGAAGUUGGAAGGUGAUGGAGAUGAUUUUAUCAACGAGGUUGUAAGCAUGGGUAGAACUAAUCAUGUCAACAUUGUGACCCUCUUAGGCUUUUGUUUUGAAGGAAACAAACGAGCUCUUGUCUUUGAGUUCUUGCCCAACGGAUCUCUUGAAAAGUUUAUAUAUAGUUCAGCAAGUGGUCAGUCGUUGCCAUCAAAUACAUUAUACAGCAUUGCGGUUGGAAUUGCCAAGGGACUUGACUACUUGCAUAGAGGUUGUAAUACGCGAAUUUUACACUUUGACAUUAAGCCUCAUAAUAUACUUCUUGAUGAAGAGCUCCGUCCAAAGAUUUCAGACUUUGGUUUGGCUAGACUGUGUUGUCCAAAGGAAAGUUUGAUAUCAAUGUCAGAAGCAAGAGGGACAAUUGGUUACAUUGCCCCAGAAGUUUUCUGCAGAAAUUUUGGUGGCGUUUCUCAUAAAUCAGAUGUUUAUAGCUACGGAAUGAUGCUCCUAGACAUGGUAUGUGGUCGGAACAAUGUAGUUGCUGAAGCACAGCGUACUAGUGAUAUGUAUUUCCCUGAUUGGAUAUACCGUCGAUUGGAGCUCAGAGAUGAAAUUGAGAACGAUGGGAUAAUAGAAGAUGAUGAAGCGAAGCAAUUACAAAGAAAGAUGAUUUUGGUGGGCUUAUGGUGUAUACAAUCAUAUCCUUCAAAUCGACCACCUAUGAACAGAGUUUUAGAAAUGCUAGAAGGUCAACUGGAGUCACUAAAAGUGCCACCAAAGCCACAUAUAUCAUGUCCUCCAAAUCCAGUAUUUGAUCCUUCCGAAAAUUCUAUGUUAAGCAUGGGAAACUAGAUUCUUCAAGGUUUGCUACCUUUAUGUAAAACUUAAGUUUACCAGCUGGGUGGUGUUGCUAAACUAGAAGCCAAGAUUAGCAUGACCAUAUUUAAAAAUUUGGUCCAACUAACAGAAUAUCAUUAAGGAUUAUCUCUAAGAGUUUAAGCUCUAAAAGGGCUGUUGUAAUACUUGUAAAUAUGUAAUCCUGUUUAUAAGUUUUGAAUUUUUGAUGUUCAGGUGACCAGCUUAUAUUCUAAUGAGCUUUUUUUUUUUUUUUUUUUUUUUGACAGGAAAUUCAAUUGGCCAUUUACUAACAUACGAAGUGCAAUGCAAGCUCGUUUACUUCCCUGGGAACUUCUUCUUAGCACCCUCUCCUCUUUAUAUUUCUUCAUUUUUUUUGUGUUUUUUGCAUUUAGCCAAAAAGGAAUCUCAAAUCAGGGAAGCAGAGUACACUAAAAAAAAUGCAAAAUCCAAAUCCAAAAAAAAUCCAAUCCUGACACUUCAAGCUAGAGGGACUAUACAAGAAGUAAUAAUAAAAGUUACAAAGUUCUUCGUAUAAAACAAUACUACAAGUGUUAAACCAUUUCCAAUUUUGAAGUGAUCAGUUUAACUAAACCAUGGACAACCAUGUUUCAAACAUUUGAGAUAAGCAAAACUAAUAUGAACAAAUCAAAAACGAUUGUAAAUUUAAAGCAGAAUCUCCUUCCACCACCUCCACAAUGCUGUCCCCAUAAAUACAAUCAUAACAACUGAAAUAUAUACUUUGUAUAUGGUAUACUAAAUACGAAGUAUAAAACUAAUCCAAAAGGAAAAAAAAAA